Recurvomyces mirabilis is the source of this 1425-nucleotide messenger RNA. RefSeq names its product S-adenosyl-L-homocysteine hydrolase (gene SAH1). The record is from RefSeq and is a predicted model, not a curated record. Gene Ontology annotation, cellular component: cytosol. The transcript has 3 exons. Lineage: Eukaryota; Fungi; Ascomycota; Dothideomycetes; Mycosphaerellales; Teratosphaeriaceae. The coding region runs from base 1 to 1425 and encodes 474 amino acids. Gene Ontology annotation, molecular function: adenosylhomocysteinase activity. Gene Ontology annotation, biological process: L-methionine cycle.
AUGGGAGAGCCAGCACAAAAGUUCAAGGUUGCCGACAUCAACCUCGCGGCAUUCGGCCGUCGUGAGAUUGAGCUCGCUGAAAAUGAGAUGCCCGGUCUUGUAGCCACGAGACUGAAGUACAAGGAUGAUCAGCCUCUUGCUGGAGCCAGGAUUGCUGGUUGCUUGCACAUGACCAUCCAGACUGCCGUCCUCAUCGAGACCCUCAAGGCCCUCGGCGCUGAGGUAACAUGGACAUCUUGCAACAUCUUCUCCACACAAGACCACGCCGCCGCAGCCAUCGCUGCUGGUGGCACUCCAGUCUUCGCGUGGAAGGGUGAGACAGAGGAGGAGUACAAUUGGUGCUUGGAGCAGCAGCUAAAGGCCUUCCCAUCGGGCAAGGACCUCAACUUGAUCCUCGACGACGGUGGUGACCUAACCUCGCUCGUCCACAAAAAGUUCCCUGAUAUGUUGAAGGGCUGCUACGGUCUCAGCGAGGAGACGACUACUGGUGUGCACCACCUCUACCGCAUGCUCAAGAACAAGGAGCACGGCCUUCUCGUCCCUGCUAUCAACGUCAACGACGCCGUGACCAAGAGCAAGUUCGACAACCUCUACGGCUGCCGAGAAUCGCUUGUUGAUGGCAUCAAGCGUGCUACCGAUGUCAUGAUUGCUGGCAAGAUCGCCAUUGUCGCUGGUUUCGGUGACGUCGGCAAGGGCUGCGCUGAGGCUCUUCACUCCAUGGGUGCCCAGGUCAUCAUUACAGAGAUUGAUCCUAUCAACGCCCUCCAGGCUGCCAUGGCCGGUUACCAGGUCGAUACUAUGGAGGCUGUUGCCUCUAAGGGUCAGAUCUUUGUCACCACCACCGGCUGCAGGGAUAUCAUCGUCGGCAAGCACUUCGAGGCUAUGCGUGAGGAUGCUAUCGUCUGCAACAUCGGCCACUUCGAUAUUGAGAUCGAUGUUGCAUGGCUCAAGAAGGCGGCCAAGGAGAAAGUCAGCAUCAAGCCGCAAGUCGACCGCUUCACCAUGCCAAGCGGCCGCCACAUUAUUCUGCUCGCUGAAGGCCGUCUCGUGAAUUUGGGCUGCGCUACUGGUCACUCUUCCUUCGUCAUGUCCUGCUCCUUCACCAACCAGGUUUUGGCCCAGAUCAUGCUGUACAAGGCUGGUGACAAGGAGUUCGCUCGCAAGUACAUCGAGUUUGCCCGUGCUGUCGAGGGUGAGGAGCAGACUGGUGAGCCCAAGAAGAUCAUCGAUGAGGCUCCUCAGGACUCUUCGAUCAAGCGUAUGGCAGUUGGUGUCUACGUGCUUCCCAAGAUCCUGGACGAGCAGGUCGCCCUUCUGCACUUGGACCACGUCAACGCCAAGUUGACUAAGAUGACACCUGAGCAGGCCGACUAUAUGAGCUUGCCAGUCGAGGGUCCUUUCAAGACCGACAUGUACCGAUACUAG